Molecule: messenger RNA, 1269 nt
Organism: Abrus precatorius (Indian licorice)
Lineage: Eukaryota; Viridiplantae; Streptophyta; Magnoliopsida; Fabales; Fabaceae
Exons: 3
Coding region: 1-1269 (422 amino acids)
Molecular function (GO): nucleic acid binding
Source: RefSeq, a predicted model, not a curated record
AUGGUGGAACGGAGGUCUAGAGGAAGGGGUAAAUUUGGUGGACAUCUUGGAAAAGUUCUCAACAAUUCCACAUCCCUUGUGACGAAUAUUUCAACGGUGGGGAAGGUGGUUGAUGUUUUCAUACCUCAAAAGAGUGAUAAACUAGGACGUCGCUUUGGUUUUGUGUGUUUUGUGGAUGUGGCGGAAGCUAAGAGUUUGGAGGCUAAACUUAGAUCUAUUGUCAUUGGCAGAAUGCGCUUGUCUAUCAAUUUGACAAGGCAUGCAAGGGAAAAAACUGUGGGAACAAAGGUGUCUGCGAAGGGCAGUGAAACGAGACACUCCUUUGUCAUAGGAGCUACAAAGACGUCAGGGAAUACGUAUGCGGAAAAGCUUAAAGCACCCCGUCUAAUUGAGACACACAUAGGGAAGAAGUGUGUGGAAAAGAAGAAACCUUGGGCUCACCUUGAGUUUGAGGUGGAUGAAGGGCGAAUUGAGGAGUGUAGAGGUGCUAUGGUUGGACGCCUUCAUAGAAAACAGGAUUUAAAAAAUAUGCGCGGGGCUCUUCUGCGAGAAGGUAUGUUGGAUAUUAAUCUCACAACCAUGGGAGAUGAUAUAGUGUUGGUGGAAUCUGAUGCGGGGGUAGAUUUAGUGGAUACAGUAUCGCUCAACAAAUUGUGGUGGGAGAAAUGGUUCUAUGAUCUACGAGAGUGGCACCCAAGUAUGGUAGCUGUGCGGAGGGUGACUUGGGUACGUUGUUAUGGGGUCCCUUUGCAUGCUUGGGGUGAAUUAUUCUUCCGUAAGUUGGUUUCUUCGCUUGGUGAUUUUAUCCAGAUAGACCAAGUCACGGCAGAAAGACGACGAUUGGAUUAUGGGAGGAUACAAUUAGGUACUACCAUUGCUGAGCUUAUCAAGCAAAACAUUACAGUGAAAAUUAAUGACCGUUUUUACUCAAUAGUCAUGCUUGAAGAGCAUGCCUGUGAUGUAUUAGCCGCAACAGAGGAAGGCGUGGCUAACUCUUCUGAGGACGGUAAUAACUCUUCUGAGGGUGUGCUGGAAGGUGAUAUCAGAAGUAAGGGUCGUGUGGUUGGUUCUGUGAUUAGGGGUGAAGUGUCAGCAAAAGGGUGUUUGGUGGAUGAGGGUUUGGGGGCUAGUGGUGUGGAUGCUACGGGUCCGACGGUGGCUAUUUGUGAUGCUGUAAAUGAGCCUUCUGAAAAUGUGGAGAGAGGAGUCCAAAUAGUAAGAGAUGGAUUGAAUUUGUCAGACCCGUUUGGAUUAGAUGCAUUGAUUUGA